CUAACUAGAAAUCAAUAAACCAGAGGAUCUAAAUCUAACUAGGGUUACUCCAUAUUCGAUCUCACAAAUAUCAAACCCAAACCAGUCCUCUCUCCAAACGCUCACCAUCGUCCUCACCACCGUUAACCCUAAUUGACCGAUCAAACGACAAACCACAAUCAACCAACACUUGUGCUCAGUUUGGAGAUCUGCCGUAGCAUAGAUCAAACACAGUCUCUGGGAUCUGUUCUGUGUUUUUUUUGUUAACCAAUGGCGAUCCGAAAGGGGACAUACUGGGUGGCUUUCAUAUAUAUGGCUCUUUUUUUGCAUGCUUGUAAUGGGUUUUAUCUGCCAGGAAGCUAUAUGCACACUUACUCAACGGGUGAAGAAAUACUUGCCAAAGUUAAUUCAUUGACAUCUAUUGAAACUGAGCUUCCCUUUAGCUAUUACAGUCUACCUUACUGCAAACCCCUUGGGGGAGUGAAGAAAAGCGCUGAGAAUCUAGGUGAACUCCUUAUGGGAGAUCAGAUUGACAAUUCUCCCUACCGUUUUCGCAUGAACAAGAAUGAGACUGUCUUCCUCUGCACUACGAAUUCGUUAAGUGAGCAUGAGGUAAAGCUGUUGAAGCAGAGAACUCGCGAUCUCUAUCAAGUAAAUAUGAUUCUGGAUAAUUUGCCUGCAAUGAGGUAUGCCAAGCAAAACGGGAUUAACAUUCACUGGACAGGGUUUCCUGUUGGGUAUGCACUGCCCAAUAGUGACAAAGAUUACAUUUUCAAUCACCUCAAAUUCAAGGUUUUGGUGCAUGAGUAUGAAGGGACUGGCGUGGAGAUAAUUGGUACUGGGGAAGAAGGUAUGGGUGUAAUUUCAGAAGCUGAUAAGAAAAAGGCAAAUGGGUAUGAGAUUGUUGGUUUUGAGGUUUUCCCUUGCAGUGUGAAAUAUGACCCUGAAGUAAUGAAGAAGCUCCAUAUCUAUGACAAUUUUACAGCUGUAAGCUGUCCAGUGGAGCUUGAUAAGUCUCAAAUCAUAAGGGAGCAAGAGCGAGUAUCAUUCACUUAUGAGGUUGAAUUUGUGAAAAGCAAUAUUAGAUGGCCGUCCCGAUGGGAUGCUUAUCUGAAGAUGGAAGGUGCCCGUGUCCACUGGUUUUCAAUCAUGAACUCGUUGAUGGUGAUCUUUUUCUUAGCUGGUAUUGUUUUUGUUAUAUUUUUAAGGACGGUGAGAAGGGAUCUGACGAGGUAUGAGGAUUUGGACAAAGAAACUCAAGCACAGAUGAAUGAAGAGCUUUCGGGGUGGAAGCUUGUUGUGGGUGACGUGUUUAGGGAACCAAAUUGCACAAAGCUACUUUGUGUGAUGGUUGGAGAUGGUGUUCAGAUUACAGGGAUGGCAGUUGUUACUAUUGUAUUUGCUGCCUUUGGUUUUAUGUCACCAGCUUCACGAGGAAUGCUGUUGACUGGUAUGAUUAUUCUUUACCUUUUCCUGGGGACAGCUGCUGGUUAUGCUGGUGUUCGUCUAUGGGCAACUAUUAAGGGGAGUUCAGAAGGAUGGAGAUCAGUUUCUUGGUCAGUUGCAUGCUUCUUCCCUGGAAUCGUUUUCGUUGUUCUUACUGUAUUGAAUUUCAUUCUUUGGGGCAGCAAGAGUACUGGUGCCAUUCCCAUUUCCUUGUAUUUCAUACUCUUAUCACUCUGGUUUUGUGUCUCCGUGCCUCUGACCCUUUUGGGAGGAUACCUAGGGACAAGAGCUGAGCCUAUUCAAUACCCCGUGCGAACUAACCAAAUCCCUAGGGAGAUCCCUGCACGCAAAUAUCCAUCAUGGUUUCUUGUUCUUGGUGCUGGAACACUUCCAUUUGGGACCCUAUUCAUUGAACUCUUUUUCAUUCUCUCUAGCAUCUGGCUCGGAAGGUUCUAUUAUGUGUUUGGGUUCCUGCUUGUUGUUCUUAUAUUGUUGGUUACUGUUUGUGCCGAAGUGUCUGUGGUCCUCACCUACAUGCAUCUGUGUGUGGAGGACUGGCAGUGGUGGUGGAAAGCAUUCUUUGCCUCAGGUUCCGUUGCUCUUUAUGUGUUCCUAUACUCCAUCAAUUACUUGGUUUUUGACCUUCAGAGUUUGAGUGGGCCUGUGUCUGCCAUACUUUAUCUUGGUUAUUCAUUGAUCAUGGCAGUCGCGAUCAUGUUGUCCACUGGCACCAUUGGCUUCCUUACAUCCUUCUACUUCGUACACUACCUUUUCUCAUCAGUGAAGAUUGAUUGAAAUAUACCUUAGGCGAAUAUCAUUGGUGGAUUGCAGACUAAUGAUGUGUAUGUUGAGCAAAAGUUAUCUGAGUCCCAACUUUUUUCUAUGGCUAAAUUUCAUUCUGUACACGAUCGUGUUGCAUCGGCACUGAGAUGCCUCGAGGUUAUUUGCUAAUUGCAUUGAAGCCCCAUUAUAUUUUCUGGUUCCUGCUGAGAUUAGAGAUUUUGAUAGUAUUGAAGUUGUGAUUUAGCUACCUCAUUCUCAUUGUGUUCUGCAUUUUCCUUGUCCUUUUUCCUGUCCUGCCUGUUCAUGGACCUGAAAAAUAGUUGUAACUGAUUGAACUUUCUAUCUUUGUAUUUCUUUCCAUUUAUAAUUGAAAAGAAAGGUAGAUUAAAUGUC
Molecule: messenger RNA, 2601 nt
Organism: Cornus florida
Lineage: Eukaryota; Viridiplantae; Streptophyta; Magnoliopsida; Cornales; Cornaceae
Product: transmembrane 9 superfamily member 12
Exons: 2
Coding region: 250-2220 (656 amino acids)
Biological process (GO): protein localization to membrane
Cellular component (GO): membrane
Source: RefSeq, a predicted model, not a curated record